Messenger RNA from Amoebophrya sp. A120, 8441 nucleotides. Lineage: Eukaryota; Dinophyceae; Syndiniales; Amoebophryaceae. The record is from the annotation of a GenBank genome assembly.
GCCUUCCCUUCCCCUAAAUACGUAAUAAAUACGUACGUUGUCUCAAUUUACUUAUUUGUUCACGCGUAGUCAGAAAGUAGAAGUACGUAAUAAUCACCAGCCAUCACUAGGAGCAAAGAUCCCACAGCGAAGGACGACGACGACGACUGAUGUAAACUUACUAGAAGAUCUCCUUCGCGACGCGCUUCUUUUUUAAAGCUUUUUUUGUCUUCGUUCCCACUGUUCAUCGGGAGAUCUAUUUGACAGCAGAAGUUGAAGUGCUGUACUUCUUUACUUCUUGCGCGCCACAGACGUGUGGAACGAAUCCGCUGGGGGCAGCAUUAGAGCGGUAGAAAAAACCCCUGCGUACGUUGUUUUCUCUGUUCGCUUUUUGGAAAGCGAGUAGACAGUGGUAAGGAAACACGCAAAAGACCGGAGGUUCUGUCAUGUUGUCUGCAACACCCGACAAGAGCAAGCGAGCCGGCAAUUUUCGCCGCGCCGUUCUUGCGGCACGGUUGGGGUGCCUCCUGCAGCCGAGCGUGAUUGUUUCGGAUCUCGAUGGCAUAUUGAACCAGCAGAAUGGGGUCUUGGUGCGGGCACUGCAGCUGCAGCAGAAAAGCAGACGAGCGGAAACGAUGGCGCGCACCGGCGCGCAACGGACUCAAGCCGCCCUAGGACACUGCGCAACGGGAAGGUUGUUGGCGCAUAGCAAGGGUAGCUGCGCAGGCAACGGGGAAUUUCUGCGACGCGGAAGCUCCGGAGGUUACAAUUGGUGCCGGAGGCAAUGCGAUAUAAAACGCAAAAAAGAUGAUCAUGUCGUCUGCCAUUUGUCAGGCGGGUUUCAGAAAACGCGGGAAGCUUGUUUUGCCGUUCUGUGGCUUUUCCAAGGGCCAAUCUUGAUGAGGCCACUCCACAAUGCAUGAAUAUAACUACGUUGCUCGAGUUGAGAAAUGGAUGCGGCGCCGCGGCUAACAAGUAGUCGUCACUUGGUAAGUCGAUGCAUAGUCUAUCGUGCCGCUUGGCUAACAAGUACGUACGCCGAGCAUCCCGUAUUUUCUGUUCUUCCCGAUCCGGACAUUUUUGCAGAGGAUAUGAAAUCAAGACAGCGAGUGCAAGUUUUUUUGGGUUUCGAAGUACGACGAUGAAGCGGACAGCCGGUGCACGCUCUACAAGGCGUGCACUGUAAUGGAAGAUUCCGCUGAUUAUCAAAAGUGCCAAAAUGUUGCUGCAGACGAAGCCAAGCUCCAGCAAAUAGCACAGCAAGACAGAGGCAUUUCCCCCUGCGACGCGAUAUACGAGUGCAUCGAGCCAUGCGUUGCAAACAGCAACGGCUGGCUGCCGAGCUGCGGCGGGUCCGACGUCGACUGCGGCACGUUCAUGGAUAUGAGUGACCUGGGAGAGAGCAACCAAUGCAUGGUUGACGUGACCCAAAGCGGACUGACUGUGCCUCCCGCGGCGACCGCUACAGGAUGGUCCCAGCACUCUCGCGAAGGCUGCGAGGCCGCCUGCGUCGAGCUGGGCGACGAGUGCGCCGGCAUCGUGCAGUACGGUGCGGACCUGUGCGGCGUGCUGAGGACCAAUGAUGCGAACAAUGCAAUCACAUCGGGGAACGACCUCCAACUGGUACCCUCCGCUACGUCCCCGUACGAGUGGAAGGGCAUCAGUCGGUACUGCGGGACCUGUUCGGCGGCGGAGGACACGUGCGCAGAAAAAAGCAGCGUCUGGCUGCCGGAGUGCGGGGCAGGAGGUGUUGAGGACUGCGGGACAUUUAAGACGUUGCUGGCCGACGGCGAAGACCAGAACUGCUGGGUGAAAAUCAGUCCCGCGUUCGCCGAUUUGGUUCUGCUCAGCCCUCAAUACGCUCCAGACAAAGCGCACGAUGAAUGCAAAGCUUUGUGCACAGGGGCGCCAAACUGUGUCGGGUUUGCGGAGUACGAACCCCGGGAAAACAAUCCAGCCGGGAAGCGCUCCUGCGCCCUGUACAGCUCCGCGGCUGGUGAAGCUGACGACUUCGCAAACGGGAACAGCCUGACUCUUUCGAAAAAGGUCGGCCAUGCGGGGGACUGGAAGGGCAUCAGCCGCUACUGUGGGGCCUGUCCAACUAUGCAUUGCAAAUGUGCAGCUGUCUGGGUUUUGAAAGGUGCAAACUUGUGGUGCUCUCUGCCGAUGACAGAAAAAUACAGAUCUGUCAACAUGCAUGACGAAGACGAGCAAAAGGCCGGAAUUUUUGGCCACGCUGCGAGCGGAAUGCUCAUGCGGCGUAAAAUCGUACAGCUCUUGCAGAGGUAGAGCGAACUGUGGCACUAGUGCUUGCAUACCAGACUUUUUUGGGCAUGCAAAAGCGGCAUUACAAACAGCUGCAAUCUUUCAGACCCAGACGCAUUUGCAUUUGAUAUCAACUUCUACGGCCGCGCCUCCUGCGACCCCGGAGCCAAGCGACGGAACCGUAUCCCCCAUGAAAUAAACGUCCCCGCCAGUCUAUUUCCUAGUAUAGGUUGUUCAUCGUUCUCGUUGGUAUUGCGUCACGCGGCCCACCAGAACUUACUGCUCCUUUCAUGCGGAACUUAGAAUAGUACUAGAUCCUCACGAGACGAGGCCAGCUGGGGUGUCGUUUGCCCAGAGAAGUACUUCAACUUCUAGGGGUCGUAUGUUGUCCCAAAAUAAAUCAAGUCAAAAACGAGGACGCAAGGUAGUGCUGCGGCCGCGCGAGCGAGGCGCUGCCACGCUGCGGACCCAGACUUGCUCUGCGUACUGACCUUCUUGAUUCCACUUGAUAAAUUGUGUGUAGCAGAAGAACGUACAAGAGAAAUAGGGUGGGGACGAUGUUUUGAAUCAGGAUACACGACUGGGACGAACACGACUGGGAACAACACAACCGACACCUCAAGCACCACUGUUGAUUAUGCAAUGCAAAUAGGAGAUUAGGGCCAUUGGGAUAAAUUAUAAAUACUUAAAUAGACGCAUCAUCUACAGAUUGUUCCCGCUAGUAAUGAUCCCGUCAGUUGGUGGAUAAGUCAUUCUCUCACUGCUCACUCCUCUCCGCCGAUCUACUUGUCGGGACGAUUUUCAGAUUUGUUGAAAAUCUACAUGAAGUUGUACUAGAUUAUGUACAAGCAGCGAUCUUCAAAUAAAUUCGAAUCCGCUUCGAGAGUCCUGAUCGGUAUUUGAACUGCAUACUGUUGUGAGCACCGUGACGCCCGAGUGCCCGUCUGCGCCAUAUCAAAUGCAAAUAUGUCUGGGUCUGGAAGAAGGCAACUUGUGAUGCAGCGUUCGGAUUCCAAAAAAAUCUGUAUUGCAUGAGCAGCAAUAAGGGAGUGUAAUUUUUGCUAUGUGGAGAGGGCAUUUGUCAUGCGGAAUAGGCAUCAAGAAGCCCUCAAAAAAUCUGUGAUGCUAGGGCGUGCAUCACUGACACCAUGGCUAAUGCAAAACGUGCAUGACAUGUUUCAGAACCUUCCAGACCCAGACAGAUUUGCAGUGCAUACGCCAACCGAGGUUGCUACCGGCACCGUGACCUACGAGAAAAUCGUGGAGGCGAAAUAUUCAUUGCAAAUUACUUGUCCUCUGGGUCUGAAAAAAUGUUGUUAUGAGGCUAAUCCUAAUUCGUCACUUCAACUUCAACAUUAAUACACCGGCAAGCGUGAUGAAUUGUGGCGUGUUUGACAAGCUGCAUGAUAAAAAAAAAACAGGAUUGCGCUUUUCGGAAGCAGGCAUGCAGGCAUGACAGAUGCAUCUAGAAGAGACCACGUGCCCGCCAGGCAUGCCAAAUCCUUCCCUAUUCACAGACCCAAUAGACAUCCUUAUUUGCAGUGGAUACGAGAAGCCCGAGUGAGCACAUGGCGGCAAGCCCAGACGGCCAGGUGAACCUCGACUCGUGCGCGACUGUUUGCGGCGCAAAGCGCCCGGAGUGUGCGGUUUUUUCGUACUCGGCGGAGGACGAGAAAUGCAAACUUCACACGCAAGCCCAGUACGACAGCGCGCCCACCGCUGCCGGCAACGAAACGCUGAGCGUACUUUUUUGCAAAGAAGCAAAAUUUACACCGGCGGCGAAAGUGGUCGACGGAGGAGGAGGAGGAGGGGAACAACCUGGCCCUGGUGCUGGUGGGGAGCAGAAUCUCGGUGCAGUAACCAAGAAAAAAAAACUGUGUGUAGUCCAGCUUUGUAUGGAUCGUCACGUCGGUGCAGCACUUUUAUAUUAACUCGCAGCACCUUGUGCUUGUUCCUCAAUAGCCGCACACUUGGCAUGUGAGGUGUAGCUACCACUUUUGUAAUCGUAGCCUUUUCGCGCGCCACCUGACCGUGAUGAAUAUUCAUUCACUUCUAAAGAUGCGCGCUCGUGCGCACCAUCGCUUGCAACAUCAACUCCGAUGACGGAAGAAACAGAAAAAUAGCACUUUUGGGACCCUUUUUUGUGCCCUUUUUAAGUCACCAGGGCCAUCAUAGCAUGCGAGCUAGGCAAUUCAUAAGGUCAAACAAAGAUCCAGAAAAAUGGAGCAACGCGCCCUGGUGGCCGUUCUGUCUAAAAUUUAUCUUGGUUGCUUCGAGGUGAGCAAGGCCGUGCGUUCGCGCCUCGGGUUAAAGCCUUCAACUACACUUCGCAAAAGCUCCGCAAUUGCGCAGCAGUUCGUGCUCAUGCAAAUUUACAUAUUCUCUUGCAGUGUCGCAUUAGCUUGUCUCUACACCAAUCAAGAGCGCUACCCAUGACAUCAUAUCAUACGCUGACCGGAUGCGGUUUGCUGCAGGUCCUCCACCUGCCUAGCGGUAUCGUCCAUCCGUGCCCUGCGCGCACUAGCAACCUCCCCUCGUUCACGCGCAGAUCUCGGCGCGCCACCGCGCGCGCGACACAAAGAGGGCAUCCAGUUACCGAACUGACGCUCCCACCCCGCACAACCUGCCCGCCAGCGUGUCGUGCAGAAUAUUGUCAAACCGGCAGUAGGGGGAGAAACCCCUACUGUUACAUCUUGUUUUUCCCUUUCUUACAAUCUAGGGCGCAGCCGGCUGCACCCGGCUGCCUACACAUACUCUCCAGGGGCCCCGUGCAGAGGGCCCCGCUCUCGACGGGUUUCUACUAAGUUGGCUCCUUGAGCCAAAAUGGCUACGGCUCGUGCUCGUGCUCACCACAGCUUGCAACAUCAACUCCGAAGACGCAGGACAUCAACUCCUAUUUCUCAUGAUGAUUUUAUUGGUGAUUCCCUUGUCAAGGGACAGGACAUCAACUCCGAAGACGCAGGACAUCAACUCCUAUUUCUCAUGAUGAUUUUAUUGGUGAUUCCCUUGUCAAGGGACAGGACAUCAACUCCGAAGACGCAGGACAUCAACUCCUAUUUCUCAUGAUGAUUUUAUUGGUGAUUCCCUUGUGGGCGCGCAACUUAGCAAAGCUCACAGCUGCAGCAAUUCAAAAACACCAGCAGCGCGGCUCCACCAAGGUGCUAGCACUCGCCAGCGUUUGCGCCCUCUUUUUUUUUCCCGGAAAAUUCCUAGCAGGAGCGGACGCGGCCUCUCGGGCGCGCCUUUUCGAGCGCGCCAGGCGGCCACGGCCGGGCCCCCUUUUGGCCCCCUUUUGGAUUUUCCCGGAAAAUUCGAAGCACGAGCUAAAGAACCCCAUUCGACCCCACUUUUUCGCAUGGAAAGUGGCCCACUUUCUGGGCCGGAGGCCUCCGGGGGGGGGGCGUCCCAGACCCUCCCGCGGGGGGGGCUUCUCGGAGUUUUCCCGGAAAAUUGGAAGCACGACGGCACGGACACGAUUUGGAGCCCCCCAACCGCCCCCCCAUUCAGGGCCCCUCCGGACCCCCCCUCCGCCCCCCCCUCCCGAGUUUUCCCGGAAAAUUGAAAACGCGCAGAGCCAUCGUGAUUGGUGGUGUGAAUCAUCUGAAACCGCACCUGAGGCGGCAAACCAAGUGCCUGAGUUGAGGUCGGCUGUGGCAUCUUCGCUAGGGUGCUCCUUCGGCAAUUCGUCGAAAUAUUGGAAGGCGCAGGGGCCGGGCGUGGGGCCCCUAGGUAAAAGCGACCCCUAGCCAUUGCAAGGGCUAAAUCUGGGACGCCCCGCCGCAUGCUGCCCGGGCUUUUAGUCGUAUAACAUUGGCUUGGUGCAACACGCCUACAGGGCGGCGGCCUUCCCAGGAAGGACAUCCAGACGCCCUCCCUGCAGCGCGAACAGAUCCGGCCGGGGCAGCGUGUGUCAACGGUGCUUCUUGAUAUAGUGAGGCAGCGAUGGAGGGACGAUUUUUUUUCAAUUUUCCCAAUUCCCAGAAAAUUCCACUUAGUAUCGUGCUCACCACAGCUUGCAACAUCAACUCCGAUGACGCAGGACACUGAAUUGGUAUGCUCGUGGGCCCGAACAGGACCCCGAAGGAACCACCCCCUACCCCAUUCAUGCCUCGCGAAACGUCCUCGCGUCGAAGAGGAACUUCUUAUUGUCGUGCAGCGAUCUUGGGCAUCAGCAUCACAACAGCACAGGCACAUCUUGUAGCAAUUUUCAUUCCACGCUACCGAUCGCUUUCGUUGCUAGCAUCGGUUUGCUCACUCUGCCUUGCCCUUGUUGAUGCAGCUGCAUCUACUUCUUGCAGCGCGGCAGGCCGCUCUUUGUGCACCACUGGCACCCAGGGCCACUCGGCCUUUGUAUCACUAUCUUUUCUGAUCUGUGGUUCCUUCUUCAUCGGAAUUCCGCUGCGCAGCCGGCGGGUUUUCGCAACCCAUAUGCCACCUCCGCCGAGCCUAUUAGUUCGCUAAUGUAGACGGUAAGCGUACUGCUUUCUGGGGUUUAUCCAGGUGUCGCCUGCCCGGGUCCUGGAUUACGUCCACUCGGUGGGUGCCCUACCGGCACAGUGUUCCUCUUCAGACAGCACGGCAUGGUCGAUUUCGCCUCCGUUUUCAUCUGUGAUCCCGCCGCAGCAUUCAUCACUCCGUCAUGCCUGGGAGUCACCCGGAUGACCGGCCCCUGGGCUUGUCCGGUCAGUCAUAUGCUUCCUUUCCGGUCAAUCAUAGGCUUGACAUGUCAAUCAACUCGGAAUUCUUUGACCGUACAUGCUCCUCGCAAAAAAAUCGGUCCUCGUUGGCGUGGAACCCAGGUCGCGCUCGUAUAGAAGUGCGCGCUCGUGCGCACCAUCGCUUGCAACAUCAACUCCGAUGACGCAGGACAGCGCCAGUACCUUGCCGAGCAACAUCAACUUCGCCGACGCCAGCGCCUUGUACUCCUCCGGCCCCAGGCCGAUCAGACCGGCGAUGGAGUGCCCUAGAAAAAAGCAGAAACGGGACCAAGUCCUGUCAUUCCAUACUGCCGCGCACAGCGGCAUGAAAUAUGAAGAAGCUGAUAAAAAACUCCAGAGAAUCAGCAACCGCAGCUCCGGCCCCGUUAGGCGGCGCAAAGCCGCCCACGCUUGCAGCUCGGCUUUGAUUCUACUCCACCCGAUGCGCGCCCCGAUGGAGUUCCAGAGCGCGUUUGACAUAGACAUAUCCGUUGCCAGGGUGUAGCCGACCAUAAUUACCGACGGCUUGACGGUUGGCGCGUUGCCGAACGGCGCAAAAUGCUGAGCCAGGAGCUCGGAGAGCCUGGCCAGGUGUUUUCUUCCUUCCACGGUAGGCGUCUGGCUCACGCGCCAGGAUGGGUUUCCAGCCAUCGCUUCAAAUUUUGCCUUCGACGAAUAUUGUCGCAUGCGGGAUCUGAAGAUGUGCUCUUCGUACUUUUUGAGCGCAUCCAACAUGCGCGCCAGGUUGUCGCUGCCGUGCACGUCCCGAGCCAUGUCGACUUUGAAGGCCUGGCCCCGGUCGUCAAUGCACGUCGCGAUGACGUGCGCGGGCUUGUGCAAGAGAUUGUCCACGCUAGCGACAAGGCCGCGCAGACCAGUUAUUCUUUCUUCAGGUCCUAGUUUGUUAGUCUGCACCGGGGGCGUCACCGCGUUAGCGAAAUACGCGGGGUGGACGUCCGUCGCAAUGUUGUAGUCGCGCCUCGUCUCGUUACAAUAAAACUCUCUGAGACAAAUUCGAUAAGUCGUGGAUUGUGCGUGUGUUGUUCCCUUGUUCUGGGGAAGUAGGAGAUGCGCUGGGGUUAACCUCCCCUGACAACCUCCCACGUCCCAUCAGCCUGCUUCGCAAACCAGGCUCCCUCUCCUUUCCAUUCUUCCUUGCCCGUAUUCUCACAGAAGGAGGUGCUGUCCGCCACAAAGUCGAUCGCUUCUGCGCUGUUAUCGCCUAACACCCGCCACGACGACCCGUUCCUGCCGUUCUGCUCCCACUUUUUCCCGGAUAUUUUCUCUAUUACCGCCCGGCGCGCCGCUUCCUGUUCUCACUCGUGCUCACCACAGCUUGCAACAUCAACUCCGAUGACGCAGGACACUGAAUCGGUACUGCUAUGCUGGACGUUGUUUCAGGAGUCCAAGCGUUGACCUAACGUGUGCAUCAACCUGAGGCAUGUACUACGCAAUAGUUUUUUUCAUGGAUACCGAGCCCCGGAAUUUCAAUGCUGCUAA